GUUAAAAAUGCGCCUGAAUACCUGAUUUUUCUAAAAUAAUUUUUUUUACCUGAAGACAGAUUCCAGCCACUGACCCUGACCUCUGCAGAGAGCUUGGGCUUGUUCAGUUGGUAGGAUUGAAAAAAAAAAAAAGAAGACCAGAGAAAAUGGACAGCAAUCUUGAGGAGACAGAGAGCGUCACCCCAACAGAGCACAGAAUCAUACUCAUUGGUGGGAGAUGGGCUGGCAAGAGUUCGUCUGGAAACACCAUCCUGAGAAAGGAAAGGCUAGAGUGUGGCCGCACCAGAACAAUUCAGAGUGAAGUGAGACAUGGAGUGGUAGAGGGCAGGAAGCUCACUGUGGUGGAUGCCCCCGGGUGGAGCAGCUCUCUCUCCCUUACCGAGAUCCCAGAGGGGGACAAGCAAAGGUUCAAACUCAACCCGUCCAAGUGUCCGCCCGGACCCAACGCUUUCCUCCUCGUUGUUCCAAUAGACGCGGCUUUCUCUGUGGAGCAGCGGAGGAUCCUGGAGGAGCACAUGAAGCUCCUGGGGGACCGAGUUUGGCGCUACACCAUGGUGCUGUUCACCUGCGGGGAUUUCCUUGGGGAGAAGACGAUAGAACAACACAUCGAGAGCGAGGGGGAGGCCCUGAAGUGGCUGAUAGGGAGGUGCAGGGACAGGUACCACGUGUUCAAUAACAAGGAGAAAACCAACACGUCUCAGGUCUCCCUGCUGCUGGAGAAGAUAGACGAGAUGGUGUGGCACAACAACGACAGUCACUACGAGAUAGACGAACAGACUUUUGAGAUCAUUGAAAAGAAGCAACGAGAAGUGGCCGAAAGGGCGCAAAAGAGACGCAGGAGGGCCGAGGAACAAACACAGCAAAUGAUAACACUCAUUCAAGGUGAAUGUCACGAAGAGAUGAAAACCGCCCCGAAGCUUCAGAUGAUUCUCUUGGGAAGUCGAAGUGUGGGGAAAACCUCAGUGGGGAACACCAUCCUGGGAUUCAAAGAGCAGGAAGAUGGAAAGAGAACGGCGCAGUCGGUGGCCCGGCGGGGUUUUGUGGGUAAAACUGAAAUAACUCUUGUUGACACGCCAGGUUGGUGGAAAGGCUUCCCUGCGUUUGACACUCCUGAAGCGAUCAAAGAGGAGAUGAUGCGCAGCCUGUUCCUGUGCCCCCCCGGGCCCCACGUCUUCCUGCUGGUGAUCGACGCAGAUGCAUCCUUCAACGGCAAACACUUAGACGCAGUAACGACGCACGUGGAGCUUCUCGGAGAAGGAGUUUGGGAACACACAGUCAUAGUUUUCACCAGAGGAGACUGGCUGGGAACAAACACCAUAGAAGAGUACAUUGAGGGCGAGGGGGAGGCCCUGCAGAGUCUGGUUGAACAAUGUGGAAACAGAUACCACGUCUUUAAUAACAAGGACGCAAAUGAUGGUACACAAGUCACAGAGCUGCUGGAGACAAUCAUCGGCACAGUGGCUGGAAACGGUUGGGACUCUUUUGUUCCAGACAAGCAGAUAUUCAUGACCAUUGAGGAGAGAAGAAGGCGAGUGGAAGAAGGAGCGAGGCUGAGGCAAAGUGAAAUUCAGGCCAGAAGGACGUCCCUCAGAGACUCCACUAAUAAGCUGCAGGAGCUGAAGAUUGUGAUGCUCGGUCAGAAGACAUCCGGAAAGAGUGCAGCAGGAAACACCCUCCUGCGUAAACAAGCGUUCGCCUCCUGUCAGAACGAGCGCUGUCAUGUGGACGAGGAAGAAGUUGCCGAUCGACUGGUCACGGUGAUCGACACCCCGGGCUGGUGGAGGGAUUCCUCUCGCUGCACCGAAGACGUGGACAAAGAAAUCGUCCGAGGUCUGGCACUGAGCCAGUCGGGGGUUCAUGCUGUUCUCUUGGUGGUCCCCUUGGACCUGAAGUUCAGAGAAGCUCACCUGGUCGCCCUGGAGGAACACAUGAACCUGUUUGAUGACAGUGUCUGGAAACACACAAUGGUUCUGUUCACGCACAGAGACAACCUCGCAGAUCAAUCUGUAGAGGAGCAUAUCGAGAGGGAGCACCGCACUCUCCGCUGGCUGGUGGACAAGUGCGAGAACAAGUACCACGCCAUCAACAACUUGAAGAAAGCUGACAUGACUCAGGUCACGGAGCUGUUUGAGAAGAUUGAGGAAAUGGUGGCGGGAAACAGCGGGCGGCUCUUCUGCCCCGACAUGAAGGACGUCCACCUGAACAUCGAUGAGAAGUUCAAGAGGAGGGAGCUGAAACAUGUGCUGAAGCAGCGGCUGGAGCAGGAGUACAGGAGGAGGGAGCUGGAGCUGAUGAUCGGCUUCAGGGAAAAACUCAUCGAGCUGCAAGCUGACAUCCGGGAAAGCGUGGCGAGCAAUAAACACAAGUCACUGAUUGACAUGAACAAAAUCAAAGUCAAGGGAAUCGGUCAGAAGAAGAAAGAUGAAAAGGAGGACAAAGUAGACGCAAAGAUCAGCGCGGAGAUCGACAAGCUCAAUAAGGACAUAAUGAGAGCCGCAGAUCAACUUCGGAGCAGCCAGGACUUUAUACUUCCUUCCUUCAAAGGGAACAGCAGUCCAGCUCCGUCUAUCGCCGGGUCUUUGUCAGACAGAAGAAGACCAUCCAACAACUUUGACAGAGUUCUCAGUUGGCUGUCCACGCUUAAGAUCGACACGAAUAUGGAGAACCAGCUGACCCUGAACUUCUCUGAGACGUCAGGAUACAGAUCUGUCUUUGACUUUGACAACUACGUGGGUAUUGCUGAAUGAAAAGUCUUAAUCGUAAACAACAGUUUUGUUCUAUCUGGCAAGCCAAUGGACAAUAACUAAAAUUAGAAAUAUCCAUAAAAGGGCGGUGGUUAGCACUGUCGCCUCGCAGGUAGAAGGUCGCUGGUUCACGUCCUAUAGAGG
Molecule: messenger RNA, 2888 nt
Organism: Stegastes partitus (bicolor damselfish)
Lineage: Eukaryota; Metazoa; Chordata; Actinopteri; Pomacentridae
Product: GTPase IMAP family member 8-like
Exons: 6
Coding region: 147-2747 (866 amino acids)
Molecular function (GO): GTP binding
Source: RefSeq, a predicted model, not a curated record